AAAUCUCCCCCGUUUUCUUCAAAACAAACCAUCAAAAUGACUGGCGGAAAGUCCGGCGGCAAGGCUAGCGGCAGCAAGAACGCGCAGUCCCGUUCCUCCAAGGCUGGUUUGGCCUUCCCCGUUGGCCGUGUCCACCGUCUGCUCCGCAAGGGCAACUACGCCCAGCGUGUUGGUGCCGGUGCUCCCGUUUACCUCGCUGCUGUUCUUGAGUACCUCGCUGCUGAGAUUCUCGAGUUGGCUGGAAACGCUGCUCGUGACAACAAGAAGACCCGUAUCAUUCCCCGCCACCUCCAGCUCGCCAUCCGCAACGAUGAGGAGCUGAACAAGCUCCUGGGUCACGUCACCAUUGCCCAGGGUGGUGUUCUCCCCAACAUCCACCAAAACCUUCUCCCCAAGAAGACUCCCAAGGCCGGCAAGGGCAGCCAGGAGCUGUAAGGGGUUUCUCUCUCUUUUUUUUCUUCUCGCGGGUUGUU
This is a messenger RNA of Penicillium mononematosum, 473 nucleotides long. Its product is annotated as histone H2A. The transcript is spliced from 3 exons. Gene Ontology annotation, cellular component: nucleosome. Gene Ontology annotation, molecular function: structural constituent of chromatin; DNA binding; protein heterodimerization activity. The record is from RefSeq and is a predicted model, not a curated record. Bases 37 to 435 code for a protein of 132 amino acids. NCBI's taxonomy places the organism in Eukaryota, Fungi, Ascomycota, Eurotiomycetes, Eurotiales, Aspergillaceae.